UCUCCUCCGGGCCUUGGUAUGCCCCAGGGGACAGAUGUCCUGGGAUCUUUAACAUUUGGGAUGCUGCAAAUGCCGAAGUUAAAUGAAAUACCUCCGGGGAGGGAAGGCCGGGGGGUGGCUCGGGGAAAGGGACGAGGGCCUGGACCCCCGGGGCCUGAAGCCGCGAGGCAGGACCGGGGGGCGCGGGGGCAGGCGGGCGGCGCCGGAGCUCCAUGGGACAGCUGGGUAAACUCCAGGCCACCUGCACGUCCUGGCCCAGGUUGGGAACGGUGUCACCCCUCCCUGAUCUGUGCCCCCUCCUCCCAGAAGUCCACCAUGGAGAGUAAGGAUGAGGUCAGCGACACCGACAGUGGCAUCAUCCUGCAGUCUGGCCCCGACAGCCCGGUCUCCCCAGUGAAGGAGCUGACCCACGCGGUGCGCAAGCAGCAGCAGGCCCUCGAGGAGCGGCUGGAGGCCUGCCUGGAGGAGCUGAGGAGGCUGUGCCUGAGGGAAGCGGAGCUGACGGGGAUCCUGCCAGCAGAGUACCCCCUCAGACCAGGGGAGAAGGCCCCCAAGGUCCGCCGCAGGAUUGGAGCAGCCUACAAACUGGACGAGCAGGCCCUGCACAGAGAGGACCCCCUGAGCAGCCUGGAGUGGGAGCUGGCCCUGCAGCUGCAGAUCGCCGAGGCGGCGCGGCGGCUGUGCCGGGAGGAGAAUGUGGGCAGGCAGGCCCGCCGGCAGCGGAAGCUGGCCCUGCUGCAGGAGGAAGAGAAGCUGCGCGCGCUGGAGCGCUGCCUGGGCGAGCAGCGGUGCCACAGCGGGCCCCCUCCCGCCACCCCGCUCCCCCUGGGCCGAGAGCUCAGUGCCUCCGAUGACAGCUCCCUGUCGGAUGGGCUGCUCUUGGAGGAAGAGGAAUCCCAAGUGCCAAAACCUUCCCCGGAGUCCCUGGCUCCACUCUCCCGGCCUCUCCCGCCCCAGAGCCUCGAGGGGCUGCAGCCAGCAGGACCUGAGACUGGGGGCCUGGAGCGGGCCCCGAUCCAGAACAGCCCCUGGAAGGAGACCAGCCUGGAUCACCCCUAUGAGAAGCCCAGGAAGUCUUCUGAACCCAACAGCGAGUCCAGCAGCCCAGCCAGCACGCCGCAGGGGGGGCCCAGCGCCUCCAGCCCGUGGCUACUGGAGCCCGCCUCCUACCACGUGGUUCCCGUCCGCAGCAUUCCCAGCCAGCGGCAGGGCCGCACCAGUGCUCCAGCCACCCCCGAGAUGCAGGGGAGGAGGGGCCAGUCGCAGUCUCUGAGGGUGGAGUCCUUCCGGGCGGGUCCCGAGGGCCGGGGGCGCAGCGCCUUCCCCCGCCGCCGCCCCACCCACUACACGGUGACAGUGCCGGACUCCUGCUUCCCCCGGACCAAGCCCCCACUGCCCCAGGCCGCCUGCCACUCCUGCUCGGAAGACAGCGGCUCGGACGUGUCCAGCGUCUCUCACCCCACCUCGCCGGGCAGCAGCAGCCCCGACGUCUCCUUCCUGCGGCCGCUCUCCCCACCCGAGCUGCCUCGCCUGCGCAUGGCCUGGGGCCCGGGGGGCAGCAGGGAGCUGGCUGCCCCCUCGCCCAGGCUGCUGCUACCCCCCGGCUGUGUCCCGGUCGCACGCUACGUGCUGGUGGCCCAGAGCCACCUGCCGGGCGAGUGGCAACUGUGCGGCGCGGGGCGGGGCCCCAGCGACGACGAGGAGGGGGCGCCCCUGCGCUGCCAGUGGCUGGUGCCCCCCCGCAGCCGCCUGGUGCGGACGCCCUCGCUCAAGGACAGCCCAGCCGGCCGAGGGCUCAGCAGGGCCGCCGUGACCGAGGAGCUCCGCAGCUGGCACGAGCGCGCACGGCUCCGCAGCGCGCGCCCGCACUCGCUGGACCGCCAGGGGGCCUUCCGCGUGCGCAGCCUGCCCACUGGCAGAGAGGGCCUCGGGCGAGCUCCGGGUGCCCGGACGCAGGUACGGCCGCGAGAGGGUCACCAGGCCUGCCAGCUGGGAACCGCUGCGGUCCCAGCAGGUCCAAGCGUAGAGGGACAUCACACCAGCAGGCUGGUGGCCGGCUAACCCCCAG
Messenger RNA from Ceratotherium simum simum (southern white rhinoceros), 2068 nucleotides. NCBI's taxonomy places the organism in Eukaryota, Metazoa, Chordata, Mammalia, Perissodactyla, Rhinocerotidae. The record is from RefSeq and is a predicted model, not a curated record.